UUUUCCCCCCCCCUAUUUGCUGUCUAUGCAGUGAAAUCGGACACCUUUUUUCAAUUGAAUCUCCACCCCUCUCCUCUCUAACGAAACGCCGUCAAAUUCCUUAAGUCUUCAGUACGUCUUUGUUCAUGGCGAAGUGUUAAAUUUGCAUAGCCUAGAUUACAUAGGCUACCCGCUGUUUAUCGAGUUUAAUCAUCUUGACCAAAUAUUUUUCAAAUGACUUUUAGAAAUCAUGCCACGUAGGCUAGGUCUACUCAGCUUUUGGGACUAACUUGAAGAACUGAAACGUCGAGGGUUGAGAAUACGAUAAGGAGUUGUGUAGGCUAUGUAGCGGAGACCAGGAAAACUAAAAAGUUUGAAACCCGCUGUAACGGAAAUAGCCUAAUGAAACAAUCUAAUCUCUUAUAUAUACCCGGGAAGCAGGGUGGAAAAUCCGAGUCAUAAGGGGAUCACUGGCGACUAACGAAACCCCUUCACCUUGUAAACCUCCAUACCUCUACACAGCUGUGGAAGACAGAUGGAGGGAGAGAAGGAGCGAGAGAGGGAGAGAGGGGAAGAAAAAGAGAGUGAUGACAUGGAGGACGGCACAGAGGGGGCAGCACUACUGUGGGAGAAGAGCUACCCUGAGGAUGAGCUUGGCUUACCCAUCAUGCAUUGGGAGGCUCUGGGCCUGCGGAUCGAAGAACUCGAGAAACAAGAGGAGGAGAGGAGAGAAAAGGAGGGUGUUGGAAGACUUCCAGACUGGAUAAAGCGUCAGGAUCUGGGAAUCCACAGAGACACCUGGGAAGACGGAGACGCCCUCAAUAGCCGCGUGACUGCGCUCACGUCACGUUUUCAGAGUCAUAUGAAUCUGCAGCUGUGCUUCAUCAAUGAUAGUGAAAGCGAGGAGGACGAUGUCAAGGAAGAAACUACCAAGAGGGCAGGAAAGAGGUUGGCACAGCCGGCUUCUCCAAAGGCCACUAGAAAUAAGAGCAAACCAACAGGUUUCAAGAUGGAAGUCAGAGCUGCUCUGAAUGCCCUCAGAGAUAAACUGUGGACGGAACAGAAACAGGAGAACUCUUCACUUCAUAAGAAACUGAAUAAGAAGAAGCCACUUGGCUGGAGUGAGUUACAGAAGCUCAGCCUCAAGGAGCUCACGGCAUUACGGACCUCACUCAGCAAAGACAUUCAAGACCUUAGCUCAGAGCUAGUUGGUCGCCUUCUGUCACGGGACCAGCUGAAGACGGAGCAGGAUGCGAUGCUUCUGGAAGUGCAAGACAUGACAGCACUCUGAUGCUGGCACCUUCAGACUGCUGCUAGAACAAAACAAUCUUACUGUGAAAAGCUUAAUCGGUCUUAAAGACUUGGAAUUGCACAGCGUUUUUUUUAAAACAUUUCUUCAUAAGGGAACUUUUUCAGAAUGUUGACUGCAUGAUGUAUCAGGGCACGUGCCCUAUAUUAAUCCUUCUCUAUAUUUUAUUGCUCUGGAAACUCUUUUUUUGAGAAAUGACAUGCUCGCAAACAUACCUCAUAUCACCUGGUUAUACUGGCCACCUUCCGUUCCUUUGGGACUAUAAUAAUUACACAAUCAUUAAAGACACAAGAAAUAACUUCAAACCUGCCAAACAUUUUGGUUCUUGUGAUCCUGCAUUUAAAAGGGAAGGGAUUAACAAUAUUGUUCUUUCUUUUGCUUGAGCAGUGGUGUCACACAUUGCCUGAUUGUUUUUUUAUUGUUAUUUUAUAUUUCAAAAACAUGCAACUGAGCUGAUAUUACUGUCGAAGAUGGUUUUACAUUCUUGUAUUAUCUCAACAAAUAUAUGUUUUAAUGACUCAAAACUCUGGAGAUAAAGGGAAAAACAUAGAUAGAAGCUUUCUAAUGACUCAAAACUCUGGAGAUAAAGGGAUACACAUAGAUAGCAGCUUUCUAAUUGUAAUGAAAGCACUGUGUCAGCCAUCGCCAACAAGAGCUUUUGCUAUGGUCACAUGAUGAAAUGUGGGCCAACACUAUUUAGGGCCAACACAGCAGUGUAUGUGGGUGUAUACAUUGUCAAGCAGGUCAUGACUGAUUUUGUGUGUUAUUGUCAAUGAUUUGUACAGUCUUGUUUUGUAUUCCUUUAAUAAAUGAGAGGUUUUGCCCGUGUAUCCAUGAGUACUGUAGUAUGGUCAUUAACUUUAAUGGCAGUGUUGUGGCGUAGUGAACUACAUGUAAUUAAACUAAUAGUUUAACUACAUUUUGCAGUAGCUUGCUGGUUCAACUACAUUCAUAUCUGCAUGGUGAUUCAAGUAGUUACAUUUCUUUUUGCCAUUUGUUGUGUAGUUAAUUACUGAAACUACAAACAAUUUUGGACCAUAAAAGGAAAUGAUGUUUUUCCUGUUUUAGUUGUCAGAUAAUACAAAACCCAGAUUUGUUUACAACAAAAAUAUAACAUUCCUUUUUGUAAAACUAAAAUGUAAUGUAUUAGGUUUCAAUUGGUCAUACGUAUUGAUUAUUGCUAUUUAUUACUAAAUGUUCUGAGAAGGUGUUUUAUGCUAUUUUAGAAGUUACCUGGCUAACUGAGUAAUCCUGCUUGGUGCAAUACCCCCACAUGGACUCUAGUUUCUGGAAGACAGGUGUCUUUCCCAUGAAUAGUGGGGUAUUUCACUUUAUUUUUUUGGUUUAUGUAAGACAGGUGAACAAAUCUGUACUUAACUUUUAACUUCUUAACUGUACUUGCAAUAAACUUAAUUGAGUGGUA
Molecule: messenger RNA, 2711 nt
Organism: Clupea harengus (Atlantic herring)
Lineage: Eukaryota; Metazoa; Chordata; Actinopteri; Clupeiformes; Clupeidae
Product: schwannomin-interacting protein 1
Biological process (GO): positive regulation of hippo signaling
Cellular component (GO): cell junction; plasma membrane
Source: RefSeq, a predicted model, not a curated record